This is a messenger RNA of Manihot esculenta (cassava), 514 nucleotides long. RefSeq lists its product as uncharacterized. Gene Ontology annotation, cellular component: chloroplast. Lineage: Eukaryota; Viridiplantae; Streptophyta; Magnoliopsida; Malpighiales; Euphorbiaceae. The transcript has 5 exons. Bases 1 to 420 code for a protein of 139 amino acids. The record is from RefSeq and is a predicted model, not a curated record.
AUGGUAAACCGUAGAAUAUUUGUGGUAUGCAUAAUAUCGAGCCUGUUGAGAUCUGCUGCCAAGGAGUGUAUUCCGCAAGAAAGGAAUUCGUUUGUUGCGUUUCAGGCUAGUACCGGAGUUGAGGUUUGCACAUUCCGGUUGAUUGUGAAAAAUGUUUCUUCAUCCCUUGAUAAAGAGGUCCUUCCCAAGUUGGAAGCUGAAACUAUGGGCAAUAAAAUUUUGGAGAAAGAUCUUAUGGGAUUGCAUCUUAUUUUGGAUGAAGCUGUUUUUGCUAUAGAAUCUUCUAAUAUGCUUGUUCAACUGCCUUUUUCUUCUUUUUCUUCCUUGUUUUGCAGAAAGAAGGUAGCUGAUGCAUUGAUGAAUACUAUAUCUUCACUAAACAAAUUUGAGCAGGGUGUGAAGGACUGCCUGGAAGUUUGAUUACUUUAUUUGCUUAUUUAAUCUCAGAAUCAAAGUAAAAGUUUCAGGUGUAUACUGUGCUUGAAGAUCUUAUUUAUUUUUGUGAUGUUCUCUU